GACUAUUUUCCUCACAAACAAGCAAUGGCUGUGGAUGUAGCAAUGCAGCUAUACCUAUGCUCCUCACCCUUGCGGAGAGAGAAGUGUGCCUGCAAAAUUGCUCCGAAGCCAAGCAAGCCCUUGCGACCCUGCAUCCAGCUAAGUGGCAAGGCUGCAGUGAGCGGACCAGAAGAGGCAGCAAACUCCUUCACACACAGCAAAGUGAAGAAGAGAGUGUCAUUUGCAGAUAGCAGAGGCUUUGCCCUGACGAUGGUGAAGGUGUUCUCAGAGUUUGAUGAUCCGCUGGAUAUUCCAUUCAACAUUACUGAGCUGAUUGACAACAUCGUGGGUCUGACAACAGUGGAUGGGGACAGCUUUGUCCUGGAUUUCACUCAGCCCUCUGCGGACUACCUGGACUUCAGAAACCGUCUCCAGGCAGACUGUGUCUGUCUUGAAAACUGCAUGCUAAAGGAUCGCUCCAUUGUGGGAACAGUGAAGGUGAAGAACCUUGCUUUCGAAAAGACUGUGAAAAUCAGGAUGACGUUUAACACCUGGAAAAGCUUUGUAGAUUACCCAUGCCAGUAUGUUAAGGAUACGUAUGGAGGGUCAGAUCGGGACACGUUCUCCUUUGACAUCAGCUUGCCUGAGGGGAUUCAGUCCCAUGAAAAAGUUGAGUUUGCCAUCUCAUUUGAGUGCAAUGGGAAGGUGUACUGGGACAGCAACAGGGGCACAAAUUACAGGAUCAUACAAUCAGCACUGAAGUCCGCCCAGGAAGCUUUCCGCCCUCUGCAGGGCCCUGACUUUGGCAGUGCCUUUGACCAGUUUGGGAGUCCUCGGUGCUCGUAUGGCCUCUUUCCUGAGUGGCCCAGCUAUUCAGGCUAUGAGAAGCUAGGGCCUUACUACUGACCCAAGAACAAAGUCCUGACUGACAAACUGUUGCUGGUGUGCCCACAGGCCUGGGAGCGAGUCUGAAUGUAAGAUGUACAGAAUGGUGGAAGAAGUAUGGCUCUGUGUAGCUCUGCAUAAGCCUCCCAGCAAAACCAGAUGUGUGGCCAUCUGCUGGCAAUGGGCUUACAGUCAGAGAAGCAUCUCUGGCAUAAAGGAUCUGGCCCAACUCAGAUAAUUGGCUUUCUACAUGCUCAAAGGACCAGGAGCUCAUGUCUCAGUGCUGCUCCUUCCUCUUCUAUACAGCUGCUAGUCUCCAGGCAAACACUGCAGUGUUUAUAUUGUCUGUCCAAGCUAUGUAGUGGUGGCUGCUUUGUAUUGCUUGCCUAGUGUUAAAAGGGUUUGUUUUCA
Molecule: messenger RNA, 1275 nt
Organism: Dryobates pubescens (Downy woodpecker)
Lineage: Eukaryota; Metazoa; Chordata; Aves; Piciformes; Picidae
Gene: PPP1R3B
Product: protein phosphatase 1 regulatory subunit 3B
Exons: 1
Coding region: 25-885 (286 amino acids)
Biological process (GO): regulation of glycogen biosynthetic process
Cellular component (GO): protein phosphatase type 1 complex
Molecular function (GO): protein phosphatase 1 binding; glycogen binding
Source: RefSeq, a predicted model, not a curated record